Messenger RNA from Aspergillus puulaauensis, 744 nucleotides. RefSeq lists its product as uncharacterized. The coding region runs from base 1 to 744 and encodes 247 amino acids. The transcript is spliced from 3 exons. The record is from RefSeq and is a predicted model, not a curated record. Lineage: Eukaryota; Fungi; Ascomycota; Eurotiomycetes; Eurotiales; Aspergillaceae.
AUGUUACUAAGGGAUGAGCUGAGCGAGGCGAUAGAGUCACCGCCAUUUUGGGUUGAAUCGGACGAGGAAUCGAGUGAGGACUCAGAGGAUACCAAUUCCGAGUCAGAAGAUGGAAGAUACAGCCUGGGAGGCCAGAUCAAGGAGAUUAUCCAAGCGCUGAACGACAUCCGGUCCCAAUUGGCUGAGCAGAAUAAGUACCUGGAUGUGCUCACGGAGAAAUACAUAGCCAGGCCGGCGCAGAUCACUUUCACGGAGGACGAAUGGGAGACUGAGACUGAUGAGGAGGAUCAGAUCCAGUGGGAGGAUAGUGUAGAGCCUGUCGAGCACGAGGUGCAGGCUCUUCCAGACGAGGUCAAUGUCGCUUCCGCGCGAGAAUGGACGAAGGAAGCCAGACUGGCCGAGGCCAGCAGUGCCCAGCAUCGCUAUAUCCUGGGCUUCACAGUCGCUACUGUAUUCUAUCUCCCAAUGGGUCUCAUCACAUCCUUCUUCGGCAUGCAUCUAUUCAAAUCAGAUGUCGCCAUGGAGACUUCACAAACACCUAUCAUCCCCAUCUUCCUCAUCUUGUCUCUCACGACGUAUGUCUUCGCGGCAUGUGCACUCUGGCUGGUCCGAGACGGAGACAAGGUCAAGAAGAUGAUCAACUCUUGGAGCCCGGCAGACAUAAACCAAACAAGCCAGAGACCCUCGAAUCUGAGACUUCCAAACCUGAUGCGAAGAAGGAAAGCAUGGGAGGCGGCUCUCUAA